CUCGCGAGACCUGGACGUGCUAUGUGACCUGGGCUAAGCGGAAGUUGGGCCUCUUUUUUGUGGCUCCUGGGAGGCGAGCGGUAGCUUCGUCAUGAAGCUGAACAUCUCCUUCCCAGCCACUGGCUGCCAGAAACUCAUCGAGGUCGAUGAUGAACGCAAGCUUCGCACGUUCUAUGAGAAGCGCAUGGCCACAGAGGUGGCCGCUGACUCCCUGGGUGAAGAGUGGAAGGGUUACGUGGUCCGAAUCAGCGGUGGGAACGACAAGCAGGGCUUCCCCAUGAAGCAGGGCGUCCUCACCCACGGCCGUGUGCGCCUGCUGCUGAGUAAGGGACACUCCUGCUACCGACCCCGGAGGACCGGGGAGAGAAAGCGGAAAUCCGUCCGAGGCUGCAUCGUGGACGCCAACCUCAGCGUUCUCAAUCUGGUUAUUGUAAAGAAAGGAGAGAAGGACAUUCCUGGGUUGACCGAUACUACCGUUCCUCGGCGCCUAGGGCCCAAAAGAGCUAGCAGAAUUCGCAAACUUUUCAAUCUGUCUAAGGAAGAUGAUGUCCGCCAGUAUGUUGUCAGGAAGCCCUUGAACAAGGAAGGUAAAAAACCCAGGACUAAAGCCCCCAAGAUCCAGAGACUUGUUACUCCACGUGUCCUUCAACACAAACGCCGCCGUAUUGCACUGAAGAAGCAGUGCACUAAGAAAAACAAGGAGGAGGCUGCAGAGUAUGCUAAACUUCUGGCCAAGAGAAUGAAGGAAGCCAAAGAAAAACGCCAGGAGCAGAUUGCCAAGCGACGCAGGCUGUCAUCUCUGAGAGCUUCUACUUCCAAGUCUGAGUCCAGUCAAAAGUGAAAUGCUUCAGUAACAAAUAAAUUAGAUGUGAC
This is a messenger RNA of Octodon degus (degu), 873 nucleotides long. It is a transcript of the gene Rps6, whose product is annotated as ribosomal protein S6. NCBI's taxonomy places the organism in Eukaryota, Metazoa, Chordata, Mammalia, Rodentia, Octodontidae. Gene Ontology annotation, molecular function: structural constituent of ribosome. The transcript has 5 exons. The coding region runs from base 92 to 841 and encodes 249 amino acids. Gene Ontology annotation, biological process: translation. Gene Ontology annotation, cellular component: ribosome. The record is from RefSeq and is a predicted model, not a curated record.